CUUUACCAAACGACGUCUUUCAGUUUGGAUAAAUUGCAGUCUGCCUAGUUACUCUCGCAUACUUUUUAUACCAAAUAAUCGUUCAAUUCAUAGUACAACCUUGCUUUGGCAAGAGAAUAUACAAGAUAGUUCAGAGCGCCAACAUAAAAAUUUUUCGAGCACGGUUAAUGCGACUGAACUUGAAAAGUUCAAUAAUUUGUCCAAUGAAUGGUGGUCAUCUAAUGGAUCGCUUAAGCUUUUGCACCGAAUGAAUGGCUUUCGUAUACCAUAUAUUAAAAAUCAAUUACUAAAGACACAAAAGCCUAAUCAGGAUGAAAAUUCGCAUAUUUAUCCGUUGAGAGGAUUCAAAAUUUUAGAUAUUGGUUGUGGAGGUGGAAUUCUGUCAGAGCCAUUGGCUCGAUUAGGUGCUACCGUGAUUGGGGCAGAUGCAUCUAGUCAAGGUAUAGAAGUUGCAAAACUACAUGCAAAAAAAGAUCCCGCACUUUUUAUUGGGCCUGGUAGUUUAGAUUAUCGCUGCACAACAGUCGAACAACUCUUAAAGGAAGAGAAUGAAUCAAGAUUCGAUUUAGUAUGUGCGAUGGAAAUUAUAGAGCAUGUCGAUGAUUCGAAAGAAUUUAUCAAAGCAUGCGCAGGAUUAGUAAAGCCUGACGGUGGACAAUUGAUUGUAUCCACGAUCUCGCGAACGCCAAUAUCAUAUUUACUCACGAUUUUGAUAGCGGAGAAUUUCUUGAGAAUAGUUCCGGAAAAGACCCACGAUUACUUAAAGUAUAUAAUGCCAGAAGAAUUGCAAGAUACGAUUGAGAGUGACUAUAAUAGUUAUAUGCAUGAUGAUGAUGAUGGCUUACGAGUCACGGGUAUUUCGUUUAAGGGUAAUGAUCCUAAAAAAGAUGUCUUACGAGUCACAGAUAUAACGGGUGUUUGGUAUAAUCUUGCGACAAAAGAAUGGGUAGAAUUUGACGAAAAGAACCAUCUUAGAUUUAGUGUGAACUACUUUAUGACCGCGGAAAAAUUCAAGCAUUGA
This is a messenger RNA of Ambispora leptoticha, 1021 nucleotides long. The record is from the annotation of a GenBank genome assembly. NCBI's taxonomy places the organism in Eukaryota, Fungi, Glomeromycota, Glomeromycetes, Archaeosporales, Ambisporaceae.